Trichomonas vaginalis G3 is the source of this 1047-nucleotide messenger RNA. RefSeq names its product protein retention in ER lumen. Bases 1 to 1047 code for a protein of 348 amino acids. The transcript has a single exon. The record is from RefSeq and is a predicted model, not a curated record. Gene Ontology annotation, cellular component: cytoplasm. NCBI's taxonomy places the organism in Eukaryota, Parabasalia, Trichomonadida, Trichomonadidae.
AUGGAUGAAAAUUUAGCUGGUGAACUUGGUCAAAGACUCAUUAACUCGAUAAAAACUAAAGACUACGAUGAAGCCAGAAGGCUUCUUAACGAAGGUGCUGAUCCAAGAUGGUCAGAUGAAAGUGGUCUGAACGCAAUGGACUAUGUGCAGUUAAAUAAUGACAAAGAUUUCUUCAAAGAGAUCAUAAUUGCUAAUAGAAAAAUCAAUGUGCGAACCGUCGUUGCAAAAUUACCAGAAUUAAUCGAUAGAAUUUUCCAAAUUCCAGAUAUGUCAUUCCAAUUCAAAUGGAAAGUAUAUUCUUGGAUGCCGUUAGUUACUUCUUUUUGUCCUAAUGAUGUAUGGACUGUUUAUAAAGUUGGUGGAAAAGUUAGAAUUGAUUCAACCACGGCGGAUUGGACUGGUUCUCGUUGGGCACGUGGUGACAUCUCAUUAUACAUCGAUCUACAUGUUCCUGAUCUCAGAGAUUCUUUCAUUAUUAUUGAUAACAAUACAGGUGAGAGAGUUAACCUUCUUCGCGAAGUUGAAAACAGCGAUGAGAUAGACAUUGAUGUUGACAAUCUUUUGAAGAUGGAUCUUUUGAAAGGAUCCCUACAUCCAGAAGUUUUUCAAAUUAAUCGCUCAAAGGGUACAUUUGGAAGAGAUCUUCCUCCAGUAAAUAUUGAAAAUAGAUGGUCAGCUACACAAUACGACUUAACAAAUGCAAAAAUAACCUUUUUGUAUUAUUAUUCAGAGAAUUUUGGAAAACCUGACCAAGAGCCUAUCGUCCAUUCAAAGACAUAUAGUGGAAAAUUCUGGUGCAGCAGAGAUUUCCCUGUUCAACCUUCCGCAAUCACUCCAUUCUUGGAAGCAUUGACACCUUUCAAAGAAACGGCCAAAAAUAUCCUUACAUUGCUCGGAAUGUUCGAAUCGGGAAUGCCUGUCAAAGCUACAGUUUACGUUUUCCCUACCGUUAAAUUUGCUUAUGAAAUUGUUAAUUACACUGAUAAUAUUGAGCUCUUUGGAACUAAAGUGGAUAUGCCACCACCUCCAGAGACUCCACAGAACUAA